ACUACAGCAUGAGUGUUACUCGCGCAUUGCACGCUGGGAAGCCCUUUCUCUACGAGGCCAUCUUGGUGUGAUCAGGAGGUUGGCCAGAUCGGACUAAUCAGUGAAAAUGGUGGCAGCAAAGAAAGCGAAAAAGUCCUUGGAGUCCAUCAACUCCAGACUGCAGCUUGUAAUGAAGAGCGGUAAAUACGUUCUUGGAUACAAACAGUCCCAGAAGAUGAUCCGGCAAGGCAAAGCCAAACUAGUAAUCCUGGCUAACAACUGCCCUGCUCUGAGGAAAUCUGAAAUCGAGUACUACGCUAUGUUGGCCAAAACUGGAGUCCAUCAUUACAGUGGAAACAAUAUUGAGCUCGGUACAGCCUGUGGUAAAUACUACAGGGUGUGCACACUGGCGAUCAUUGACCCUGGUGAUUCUGACAUCAUCAGAAGCAUGCCAGACCAGCAGCAGGGGGAGAAGUAGAGCCAUUCCACCAGAUGUUAUUACAAAUAAAGUGAUUAAAACGGUCA
Molecule: messenger RNA, 504 nt
Organism: Paramisgurnus dabryanus
Lineage: Eukaryota; Metazoa; Chordata; Actinopteri; Cypriniformes; Cobitidae
Gene: rpl30
Product: ribosomal protein L30
Cellular component (GO): cytosolic large ribosomal subunit
Molecular function (GO): RNA binding; structural constituent of ribosome
Source: RefSeq, a predicted model, not a curated record